Molecule: messenger RNA, 740 nt
Organism: Drosophila melanogaster (fruit fly)
Lineage: Eukaryota; Metazoa; Arthropoda; Insecta; Diptera; Drosophilidae
Exons: 2
Coding region: 24-287 (87 amino acids)
Source: RefSeq, marked reviewed
AGUUGACAUUUUUUCGAGGGAAAAUGAAGAUUUCCCUAGCCGUUCUUGGCCUCUUUUUGGCUUUCUUCUUCAGUUCACAAACGCCAACAUCAGCUUUUUUCCUUCCACCGCCAUCGGAUAUUUUCUGCAAAUAUUACCCUAAUUAUAUUUUUUGUGGCAAAAAUGAUAAUGACACUGGAUCGGGAAACUCGACUUCACCUGCAACACCUGGAAAUUCAACCAGCAAUGGAACUACUCCAGCAGAAGGAGGCCAACCCCGUUCUUUGACACCACCAUUUGGUUAUUAACAGUCCCGCUUCUUAUUAUAUCUAAUAUUUUAAUAAUCCUUUAGUUUUUGCACCCUGGCAUGCCAAUUUCUGAAAUUAAAAACUUCCGAACGUUGCAAAUCAUUUAAUGGAAUAGAAUUCACUUUUUUUUAUUAAUUCUCAAAGUGUAGAACCGCCACCUAAUUUAUCAGUGAUUUAUUAGUCAAAUUCUUCAUUCCUCCACCAAAGCCAAAUAUUUCCGUCUACUUAAUCACUCCGCUGGAUUCCACACACCUACCAGAAGUCUUUCGGUAAAAAUUCAAUUAAUUGCGAGCUCUAUCGGUGAAUGCAAUCGGUUAUGAACUCAUAAGCACAUCGGCGCCCACCAUUUUUUUUUUCCAACAUCAACUUAUUACACACUGUGCCCCGUGUAUUUAGUGGACAUAGUUAAAGAUCGUUAUCCAAUUAGUCAAAAGCUCGUGUAAUAAAUUGCCC